AAGUGCGAAUCUAGCGUGCAUGUGAAUUGUAAGAAGCAGUUUGUAAACAAUCCCUUUUUAGCCUAAUUUAACGGAAUGUGUACUAUUUGGUUUACGUGUUUUAUAGGGAAUGCUUGUUAUUAUUAGCAAGUAGCUUUAUGUUUUAACAGGCGACAAUGGAAUAGACUUUAAUAAGGAGUUUUAUCUUUGACAUCAACUGUGCGUGCUUUACUAACAAGUUCAUACAACAUGAAUAAAAGUGCCUGAUUUUAAUAUUAUAAUGGACUGUGGGAAUAUCAUGGACUUGUUUAAUAUAGGACGACCAGUCAGGGUCUGUGCCCCGAUGGUUCGCUACUCAAAGUUGCCUUUCAGAUGUUUGGUAAGGAAAUAUGACUGUGAUAUGUGCUUCACUCCCAUGAUCAUUGCUGCUGACUUCAUGCGUUCUACAAAAGCCAGAGACAGUGAAUUCACCACCAACAAGUCUGAUCGACCCUUGAUUGUCCAGUUUGCUGCCAGGGAUGCACAGACACUGGCAGAUGCAGCGUGCGUUGUCUCCCCUUUUUCAGAUGGGGUGGAUCUGAACUGUGGCUGUCCGCAAAGGUGGGCAAUGUCUGAAGGCUACGGGGCGUGUCUGAUCAACAAACCCGAGCUCGUGAGAGACAUGGUGAGACACGUUCGAAACCAAAUAGACAAUCCCAACUAUGCGGUGUCCAUUAAAAUUAGAAUUAAUAAAGAUUUGAGGAAGACAGUGGACCUCUGUCAGAAGGUGGAGGCAGCAGGGGUUUCCUGGAUUACAGUCCACGGUCGUACAGCUGACGAGAGGCACCAGCCGGUUCACUACGAUGCCAUUAAGACGGUCAAGGACAGCCUCUCCAUCCCAGUCAUUGCCAAUGGUGACAUCAAGAGCAUGCAGAAUGUGGAAACCACCUGUGACCAUACAGGGGUGGAUGGCGUGAUGGUCGCUCGUGGACUGCUGGCCAAUCCUGGCAUGUUUGCAGGGUACGAGGAGACCCCGCUGCAGUGUGUGUGGGACUGGGUGAACAUCGCUAUAGAACAUGGGACCCCCUUCACCUGUUUCCACCAUCACUUAAUUUACAUGCUAGAACGCAUCAUGUCUCAGCCCGAGCGGAGGGUGUUCAAUAACCUGUCCAGCACUGCUGCAGUCAUUGACUACCUUCAGAAUACUUAUGGCUCCUCAUAGUAUUUUUAAUGAAUGCAUUAUAUUUUUAAAUCUGUAAUAAAAUCAUAAAUGACAACCAUCUUUAUAUUUGCCUGAAAACAGACCUGUUUUAUGCUCAAUGAGGGAUUUUAGAAUUUGAAUAAAUUAUUUACCUUGUCAAGACCAAUUGGAUCAACAUAAAUUACACACAGUCAUACCUCAAAUGUGAAUUUUGAAGCAACUGUAUGUUUUUUUAAAAAGUGUAAUUCAAUACGGCUUAAAAAUGAAUGGUUGUGGUAUGAAAGUAUUGUGGAACAAAACGUCCGUGUAUCAUCAAGUAAUGUUUACCACAGACCUUAUUUUACUCUAGUUCAAAACCCCAUUAUAAAACCCAAAGGAAAAGCCCCAUGGUGAAUGAGACUUUUUCACAUUUGAACAGCUCUAUUCACACAGCACUACAGGUCCUCUAACUUAUUUAAAUAUAUAUAUAUAUAUUUAUUUUGGGAUUUUUUAUUUAUUUGAAUGAGUAAUUGAUACUUUAAAAAUCUUUUAAAUCUAUGUUUAGCAUUUUCUAUUUUAUUUAACUGGAGUUUGACACUGAAAUAAGUAGCUAUUUAUUUAUUUUUAUUUAAUUUUUGU
Messenger RNA from Xyrauchen texanus (razorback sucker), 1777 nucleotides. RefSeq names its product dihydrouridine synthase 4-like (S. cerevisiae) (gene dus4l). The transcript has 6 exons. The record is from RefSeq and is a predicted model, not a curated record. Gene Ontology annotation, biological process: tRNA processing. Lineage: Eukaryota; Metazoa; Chordata; Actinopteri; Cypriniformes; Catostomidae. Bases 260 to 1180 code for a protein of 306 amino acids. Gene Ontology annotation, molecular function: tRNA dihydrouridine synthase activity; flavin adenine dinucleotide binding.